AGAUCAGUUAUGAGGAGGGAGUCUGUGAGUCCGGCAUCAUCUGGAUUUAUCACGUAUCAGCUUUGGAACAUAAAGACACCGUGCAGUAACACCUCGUGAUUGAAUGUCUUCCUCUGUGAACUGUGUAACUCGUUUCGUGCGCGAAUUUUAAACUUUGCGCUUGGGUAGCCGUGGCAUCUCCAGGUUUUACGCAAUGAAUUUUUGAUCAUUAUCCAGGGGUUACCACUGUGGAACUGACUGAGGAUUCGAGCGGAUAGUUAUUUUAGUCUUGUACAUAUAUUGUUGUCUUAGUUAUUUUUUACUAUAUUUCACGGAGUUCACCUUUGGUUCGGAAGAAUGAUUCUGCGAAGAUGUCUCAGAAUGUUGGCCCUUUUGCUUCUGUUCACCUUCAUAAAAUCUCAAGAUGUACAACUGGAAGAUGAGACAGUUUUUGACCUGUUUGAAACCAGUGGGAUCACACGUAAGACCAUUGGUGUGAAGCUUUUCAAGGGUCUGGACAAUGAUGCUCCAGCAUAUCGCUUCAUCCGUUUUGACCAGCUCCCCUCAGUCAGCUCCAAGGCGCUACAAACACUUCUUUUGCAGAUACAAAACAAUGAAGGCUUCAUCCUGACAGCCACACUGCGCCAGGAUCGCACAUCCCGCGGCACCAUUCUUGCACUGGAAGGCCCUGGAGAGCGCAGGCAGUUCGAAGUUGUUUCGGAUGGAAGAACCAACACUUUAGAUUUGGUGUACUGGUGGGCUGAUGGCUCACGCAAUGUGAUCUCUUUUGAGGAUGUAGACCUCUCGGAUUCACAGUGGAAGAAUGUAACGCUUUACGUGCAUGGAGAGACAGCAACUUUGUACAUCGGCUGUGGACUCAUUGAUAGCUUUAUUCUUGACGAACCUUUCUAUGAACACCUGAGUGCCACAGGUGGCCAUAUGUAUGUGGCCAAAGGCGCCACACGAGAAAGCCACUUUAGGGGCUUGCUGCAGAAUGUACGUUUUAUCUUUGACACCCCACUUGAGGACAUUCUGGAGAGCAGGGGAUGUGAUCUUGGAAACCCAGAGGAGGCGAAUGUAGUCAGUGAGAGUGCAGAGGUGGUGGAGGUUCCGUCUUCAAUUGCCACUAAUGUUAUUGGCCAGAAUACCGAUGUUCCAGCAACCAGCUCUUCAGAAUUGAUGUGUGAACGUUCCUGUGAAGAACUGGCCAACCUCUUCCAGGAGCUCAAAGGUCUCAGAGUUGUUGUUAGCAACCUCAUAGAUGGUCUGCAGAAAGUGACAGAAGAGAACACGGCGAUGAAGGAGGCACUAAAUAAGAUGCAGAGUCUUUCGGAGCAGACUAUGUGUUGGCAAGAUGGCCGUAUGUUUGAGGACAAAGAGGACUGGAUUGUGGAUAGCUGUACUAAAUGUACCUGCCAAGAAGGAAAAGUGGUUUGUCGUCAGAUCACUUGUCCUCCAGUGGCAUGUGCCAAUCCAUCCUUCAUCGAUGGCGAAUGCUGUCCAGUUUGCCUUCCAAUGGACAGUGAAGAUGGCUGGUCCCCAUGGUCAGAAUGGACUCAAUGCACAGUCACAUGUGGAAGUGGCACUCAACAGAGGGGCCGCUCUUGUGACGACACAAGCAAUACAUGUUCUGGACCCUCGAUUCAGACGCGCAAGUGCAGUUUGGGAAAAUGUGACCGCAGAGUUCGUCAAGAUGGUGGGUGGAGCUUAUGGUCUCCGUGGUCGUCCUGCUCAGUGACGUGUGGAGAGGGUCUGAUCACACGAAUCCGUCACUGCAAUGCUCCUGUUCCACAAAGAGGUGGAAAAGACUGUGAAGGUGACGGACGAGAGACACAAAGCUGUCAUGCGGAUCCCUGUCCGAUUGAUGGUGGCUGGGGUCCUUGGUCUCCCUGGGCAAUGUGUUCGGCUACAUGUGGAGGGGGUCUGAAGAGCCGUGUUAGGGAAUGUAACAGCCCUGAACCACAGCAUGGAGGAAGGAAAUGUCUUGGAGACUCCAUUGAAAAUGAAGUAUGCAACCGACAGGAGUGUCCUAUUGAUGGCUGUCUUUCAAACCCUUGCUUCUCCGGAGUUGAGUGUAUUACAGUUACUGAUGGAUCCUGGGAAUGUGGACCCUGCCCGAAUGGUUAUCGUGGCAAUGGAACUUCCUGUGAAGAUGUCAAUGAGUGCGACAUGGUAUCAGAUCUGUGUCAUAAGGUGGGUGGCCUACAGCAAUGUGUGAAUACAGACCCCGGAUUCCACUGUCUCCCCUGCCCCCCGCGCUACAAAGGGACUCAGCCCUACGGCAUGGGAGUGGAGUCAGCUAAAACCAACAAACAGGUGUGUGAACCCUACAACCCCUGCAAAGACAGCAGCCACAGUUGCCACAAGUAUGCUGAAUGCAUCUUCCUCAGUCACUUUACUGACCCAAUGUACAAGUGCGAGUGCCGUAUCGGUUAUGCUGGAGACGGCAUCAUCUGUGGAGAGGACUUUGAUCUGGAUGGAUGGCCUAAUCAGGAUCUUGUGUGUGGAGCAAAUGCCACCUACCAUUGUAAAAAGGACAACUGCCCAACUCUGCCCAACUCUGGUCAGGAGGACUUUGACAAUGAUGGACAAGGAGACGCCUGUGACAAAGAUGAUGAUAACGAUGAAAUUGUGGAUGAAAGGGACAACUGCCCGCUAAUGUAUAACCCAAGACAGUAUGACUACGACAAGGAUGAUGUUGGAGACCGUUGUGAUAACUGCCCGUAUGAACACAACCCUGCUCAGACCGACACUGACAACAAUGGGGAAGGAGACGCCUGUUCUAUUGAUAUGGAUGGAGAUGAGAUUCUAAACGAGCGAGACAACUGCCCUCUCAUUUACAACACAGACCAGAAAGACACCGAUUUAGAUGGUGUUGGAGACCAGUGUGACAACUGCCCCUUAGUCCACAACCCGCAACAGACGGAUGCAGAUAAUGAUCUAAUUGGAGACCAGUGUGAUGACAACCAGGACAUAGAUGAAGAUGGCCAUCAGAAUAACAUGGAUAACUGCCCGUACAUACCUAAUGCUAACCAAGCCGACCACGACGGAGACGGGAAAGGAGACGCUUGUGAUCAUGAUGAUGAUAAUGAUGGCAUUCCUGAUGACCGGGAUAACUGCAGACUAGUUUCCAACAAGGACCAAACAGACUCUGAUGGUGAUGGCCGUGGGGAUGCCUGCGAGAAUGAUUUCGACAACGACAAAGUCCCGGAUAUCUUCGACGCGUGCCCAGAAAACAGUGCAAUUAGCGUCACAGAUUUCCGGAAGUUUCAAAUGGUUCACCUCGACCCUAAGGGAACCACACAGAUUGAUCCCAACUGGGUGGUCCGAAACCAGGGCAAAGAGCUUGUGCAAACUGCCAACUCCGACCCUGGAAUUGCUGUGGGCUUUGACGAGUUCAGCGCUGUGGAUUUCAGCGGGACCUUCUACGUGAAUACGGACAGAGACGAUGAUUACGCAGGUUUUGUGUUUGGAUACCAGUCUAGCCGACGUUUUUACGUAGUCAUGUGGAAACAGAUCACGCAGACGUACUGGGAAGACAAGCCAUCAAAGGCGUUUGGCAUCUCUGGCGUCUCUCUCAAGGUGGUCAACUCCACCACAGGCACUGGGGAAAAUCUACGCAAUGCAUUAUGGCACACAGGCAACACCAAGCAGCAGGUGCGCACUCUGUGGCACGACCCGAAGAAUAUCGGCUGGAAAGACUAUACGGCCUACCGCUGGCAUCUCAUCCACAGACCGAAGACUGGAUUCAUUAGAGUUGUUGUGUAUGAAGGCAAGCAAAUCAUGGCAGACUCAGGACCGGUUUAUGACAAGACCUUUGCAGGUGGAAGACUCGGGUUAUUCGUUUUCUCCCAGGAGGCUGUCGUCUUCUCUGACCUCAAAUAUGAAUGCAGAGGUGAACAAAUAUGACUGUAUGAAAACAUUUAAAUAUCCUGUGAUCUUUUUUGUCUAGUAUAAGGAUAAUUUCAGUUCUUUUUUUUCUUUUCUUUUCUUUUCUGUUUCAUUUUUCAUUUUUUGUUUGGCAGAUAAAUGAGUGUGAUUGGAGUGCUGUUAUCUCCUGUCAUGGACUUUUUUGAUCAAAGCAAAACCGGAUCAGUGUAGUGCUUUAGUAAAAGACGAAAAAAUGAGACUUUCUGCAAUAAGGGCCUGUAAAAAGGCCAAAUCCACAGACCAGAGGUGCCUUCAAGAGGUGAAUAUACCUCCUGCUGGACAAGUAUGAAAGGAAAUAAAUAUUUGGUCAGCAUUGCUUUAGAUUCUCAGUUAAAAGUUGCACAAAUAAUCUUUGUAAUGCUACAUUGAGUCCUGCCAUCUUGAAUAUGAACCCAAGGGUUUAUCGUUUUUCAUUUCAUAUCCUUUAUUCUUUUAUAUGUCUUUCUCAUCAUUCGUGUGGAGAACAUUUUUGUGGCUUUUCGUGUUUGUUGCAAUGUUUAGGGGAGAUGUAUUAUAUUCUGACCUUUUCUACUAUCUACUGUAACUUAUUUGUCUUUUUUUCUGGUUAUUAGUUAUCGUUCCUUUUGUAAUGUAUCCCUUGCUGACUAAUUGUAAAUACUUAUUUAUUUGUUUACAUUGACAUUUUUUUUUACAGAUGAGGUUUAAAAUAAUGUUUUGCAUAUGUUAUCAAACUGCAUUCAUGUCGGUAAGGCUUCGUCAUUGGCCAUUACUGUACAGUAUCUACACAAAAACUGAAUGUGACAAGAGGAAGUGUAAUGUAAUAUUCCUGAACAAUUCAGAAGUGUCAAGUUGUUAUCUCUUUAACACUGGUCCUCAGUGACCCCAGCCACAGAGACUUUUCUUGUUCUGAUAUGUACAACGGUGACAAACCAGGAUUAUGAUCUCAGCAACUAUCCAGUUUCUAGAUCACCCUAACUUGGCCUUGAACCGGCAAUUUUUGUGGUAUCAAUCCUACCAGCACCUUCUUUUGUAUAUUCAAUAGGAAAAAGCACCAAAUGCCAGUGAAAGAAUUAAUAUAAAUUUCAAGUUUUUAUGAGCUGAUAAAGGAAUAUAUAUUACGCCUCACGUGUACAUGCUUUAAAUAUCAACUUUCAUUUUUCAGGUCACCGCGCAACACAGAGCACUUCAUUAGAUGUUAAAUUUAAGAUUCAUCUACAGUAUAUGGCUUGCUGCUAAUCACAUUUCUAGGUAUCAUAUUUGUUUUCUAUUAGCUGUUUUUGAUAUUUUGAUCACGCAUAUGCAUUUCCAUGUAUGUGAUGAAAUAACUUCUGUCAAUAAAAUUAUAUACAAAAAUUGAA
This is a messenger RNA of Puntigrus tetrazona (Sumatra barb), 5228 nucleotides long. RefSeq names its product thrombospondin 2b (gene thbs2b). Gene Ontology annotation, cellular component: extracellular region. The coding region runs from base 337 to 3888 and encodes 1183 amino acids. The record is from RefSeq and is a predicted model, not a curated record. Gene Ontology annotation, biological process: cell adhesion; negative regulation of angiogenesis. The transcript has 20 exons. NCBI's taxonomy places the organism in Eukaryota, Metazoa, Chordata, Actinopteri, Cypriniformes, Cyprinidae. Gene Ontology annotation, molecular function: calcium ion binding; protein binding.